AUGAGUGAAGAUUAUGAUGGAGGUGUUUUGGUUCACUUACAGCACUUGAAUGAGAAACACACUUAUAGACAUGUGCAGAUUUUGGGAAUGUUGUUUGCAAAUUUCAAGCAAAUGGUAGAGAAAAACCUUGAAACCCUUGUUUCAAUCUGUGUGAUUGGGAUUCCAUCAUAUUUUAUAGACUUACAAAGGCGAGCUUAUCUUGAUGUUGCACAUAUUGCAGCCUGCUUCCCGCAAUCCGACCUCAAAUCGAGCCCUCAACAACCACAGAACACGAAAUCAAAUGGAUCACACUAUUUCUUCGCUCUUCGCGUACCUUCAGAUACAAAAUCUGGAAAUGAUUCGGAUUUUGAAUAUAAGAGUUUGUUAAAUUACGGGCUAACGAUUUCGAGUAAAGGUCUGGAGAAGGAGUUAGAGGAGUUCGAUCGAGUUUUAGAAGAUUAUAGUGCAUUUUCGGUGAAAGAGGUCAAGAGAAGUGUGUCGACAACGGUGGCGGUGGAUAAUGGUGGUUUUGUGGAGGCUAAAGCCGCAGCGAAUUCGACGACGUUGGCGCCAAAUGUUGAGGAUUACAGUGGGUCUGUUGCGAGGAUGAUUGAUGCGGGAUCAGAUCAGUUAAUCAAGGGAAUUUUGUGGUGUGGGGAUGUGAUGGUGGAUCGAUUAAAAUGGGGAAACGAGUUUUGA
Molecule: messenger RNA, 678 nt
Organism: Lactuca saligna
Lineage: Eukaryota; Viridiplantae; Streptophyta; Magnoliopsida; Asterales; Asteraceae
Source: the annotation of a GenBank genome assembly